Coregonus clupeaformis (lake whitefish) is the source of this 2290-nucleotide messenger RNA. RefSeq names its product OX-2 membrane glycoprotein. Gene Ontology annotation, molecular function: cell-cell adhesion mediator activity. The transcript has 4 exons. The record is from RefSeq and is a predicted model, not a curated record. The annotation marks the transcript as partial. Lineage: Eukaryota; Metazoa; Chordata; Actinopteri; Salmoniformes; Salmonidae.
CUUCUUUCUUUUGUAGCCGUCUCUGUCAACGUCGUAGCUAGAGGAGACAACAGGGUGGACUUCAAUGGCGACGCAUCAUAUGCCUGCACCCUUGCGGACCCGACAGGUGUGCUGCAAGUUACCUGGCAGAGGCUGUUCAAAGACGACUCGGUGGAGAAUCUGGCCACCUACAGCAAGCGGUUUGGAGCUCAAAUCAUAGACCCGCACCGAGACAAGGUGGUUUUCACUGAGGCAUCUCUCGAUUCGACGUCUAUUACCGUGAAGAAUGUAACAUGGGCGGACGAAGCCUGCUAUAUUUGCUCCUUCAACGUUUACCCGAGUGGAUCAAGACGCAAGCAGACUUGUCUUACCGUUCAAGGAGUAUCUGAAGUGAGAGCCACAAUGCAAAAAGUCCCCAGCACUGAACCUAAAGCAGACAUGGAAGUUGUGGUCAGCUGCUCUGCCACGGGUAAACCAGCACCUUGGAUCCAAUGGAACAUUUCCGCAGCGGCACUCAUAAAGACGCCUAACAACUGGACUGUCGUUAACAAAGACCAAACUGUCACAGCCAUUAGCAACAUCACCCUCCAACUGUUGCCAGGUUCAGGGGGAUACGUGGACUGUAUGGUAAACAAUGGGACGAGGACACAGAGACACGAGAGAGUUCUGCUUCCUGUUCUCCCUGGAGAGAGGAAGGUUGAAGAGGAUGACAAGAGGACAUCCCCGUGGGCGGUUGGCAUUCCAGUUAUCCUAAUCAUUUCCUUUUUAGUAAUCUGCGGCAGUGUCAUGCUUCAAAAGAAAAAAGGUUACAGGCUAGCAGCAUUGGCAACCACAGCAGACGAGCAGGACCCAGUUGGGGGAAAGUGUGUAAAUGUUUGUCUGUGUUGAUUACUAUACUUAUGUACUUUACCUGACAGAGGUUUUUAUUGAGCAUCGGAGCACUGUUGGUAAUUACAGUCCGGUUGCAGAAGAGCCCAGUUCCUCAAGAGAUGAGAUCCACUAACACGUCUAAUAUGGCUCAACCAGACUACUAAUCCAUCUUUAGAAUAUUACAGUAUAUUCAAAUUGUAUGACAAAGGUCAUAUUAAAUGCAUGGCGACUAGCAAGAUGCAGUACUACUAUUCAUGAAUGAGGAUGAGACCAUAAGGGAGUCUUGGGAGCAUGAACAGUGGCGGACCUUCCUGUUCUUUCUAAUUAUUCUUCAUUAGCCCAGCUCCUACGUUUUGAAGGAUGUGGCUAUGACAAACAUUUCUAAUGAGACAGUCAGACAGGUAGAUGCAACGUAUACUAGAUAUAUUGAACCUUUUUGAGUUGACAGUGUCAAAUUUCUUCCCCAGUCAUAUGUAAGCUAAUUUACACCAGCGCAAUACAUUACAUCAUGUCGCUAAUACUUUUUGUUUUGAAAUUGCACUUUAGUUUUGAGAGAGGAGUUUUGUCAGUGAGGAUAUACAAUAUAAUCUAUUAGAACACAGCACCACCUACCGUUUACUUUAUGACACACCAGGAAGAAGAGGGGGGGGGGGGGUAUAUUUGUCUGUGUUAGGCUUCUAUUUAAUUUAACUUGAAUCCAUUUCGAGAUGAUAGCACUUGUGUUAAUGUAAGGUUUAUGCUGUUAUUAUUACAUCCUCUACCUAUAGUAAUAUAGAUACAUUAAUGUUUUACCUCCUUUGUUAUAUCAAUGCAAUGUAUGAAUGUAUUUGAGCACUGAAAAUGUAAUGGUGAUGAUGACAAUGUUUGCACUUUGAUUGUUUGAUAUACUGUACCUUGUUCACUAGAUUUAAGUGUAUCACAUUUUAGUACCUGUUUGAAUUUAUUUUGAUCAUGGAUGUUGCUUGUUGUGUUUGACCUCACUUGAUUUGACACUGUUUAUAAAUCAGGCUAUUAUUCUCGCUUGAUCUGUACAAUGUUUUAGAUUGUUUAAGAUUCAAAAGCAUUCUUUAAAUGUAUUGUGUUCUCCCCUAUAAAACUAUACGCUGUAUUUAAAAAAUCACAAACUGCCCAUUGUCACCUUGUUUACAGUAACAUCACCAUUUAAAUCAGGGUUAGGUUGUUAUAGGUCUGCACCAGGCUCACUUGGCGGUGUGUGUAAUAUUUUGAGAAGAGUUCAUCUAAUUAACCUUCUCAACUAAAACUGGUAAAACACCAGCAGAGUUUACUUUUACUGGAUGGGGAGGGACUUCUGCCAAAAAGGUCGGUAUGUGAUAGGUCCAUUCGAAUCAGGAGGGAAAUUCACAAUUCUUCCUAAGAACUCACAUUUUCACCAUGGCUCCUGCACUCCACAACUAUCUGUUUAUUUAGCUAAUAGUCCUCC